Messenger RNA from Anopheles maculipalpis, 567 nucleotides. RefSeq names its product anaphase-promoting complex subunit 10 (gene APC10). Gene Ontology annotation, cellular component: anaphase-promoting complex. The transcript has 2 exons. The record is from RefSeq and is a predicted model, not a curated record. NCBI's taxonomy places the organism in Eukaryota, Metazoa, Arthropoda, Insecta, Diptera, Culicidae. The coding region runs from base 10 to 567 and encodes 185 amino acids. Gene Ontology annotation, biological process: anaphase-promoting complex-dependent catabolic process; protein K11-linked ubiquitination.
GCAUCCGAAAUGAGUGUUAAAAUGGGAGCUAAUGUGUGCCCGAUUGCAGAGGAACGAUCGGGAACGGUGCGUGAAGUCGGUGGACAGGCAGUUUGGAGUCUUUCGUCGUGCAAACCUGGCUUUGGCGUCGAUCAGUUGCGGGACAACUCGAUGGAAACGUACUGGCAAUCGGAUGGACAGCUGCCGCAUCUAGUAAACAUACAAUUUCAUCGCAAAACGACAGUUAGCCAGAUUUACAUCUACUCCGAUUACAAGCUGGACGAAAGUUACACCCCGAGCCGGAUAUCGAUCCGCUGCGGGAUGCACUUUAACGAUCUGCAGGAGGUCGAGGUAGUUGAUCUGUGUGAACCAUCCGGCUGGGUAUGCAUACCGAUCAAGGAGUACGAGGAAAUGCCGAUGUGCACGUUCAUGAUACAGAUAGCGGUGAUAAGCAAUCAUCAGAAUGGCAGGGAUACGCAUAUGCGCCAGAUACGGAUCCAUUCGCCUACCGAAGGUUCACAGUACCCGUUGGAACAUCAUGGCAAGUUUAGUACGCUAGAAUUCGCCCAGUUCCGUACGAUACGCUAG